This is a messenger RNA of Ananas comosus (pineapple), 1765 nucleotides long. Its product is annotated as mitochondrial adenine nucleotide transporter ADNT1-like. Bases 416 to 1489 code for a protein of 357 amino acids. Gene Ontology annotation, biological process: transmembrane transport. Lineage: Eukaryota; Viridiplantae; Streptophyta; Magnoliopsida; Poales; Bromeliaceae. The record is from RefSeq and is a predicted model, not a curated record. The transcript is spliced from 8 exons.
GCAAGCGAACCCCCCGAGGCUCCACUCUCUCUCUCUCUCUCUCUCUCUCUCUCUCGCUCGCUCUUCCUCACCCCUUCUCUCUCUCCCUCUCUCUAUAUAAAACCCUCCAAUGGAUAGCCGCCACUAAACCCCAAGCUCGGAUCCUCUCCACCACGCCUCUCUCCGCCGCCGCCGCCGCCGCCAUCUUCGCCGCCGUCGCCGCCUCCGGAGAAGAGGGAGAGAGGCUCGGGGGAUGGAGGAGGCCGCGCUCUGAUCCAGCUUCGCACGAGAUCCGAUACCCUCAUUCGCCCCGGCCGGCGAAGACGACGGAGACGAUUUUGGUGAGGAUCGCGGCACCUAGGGUUUAGUUUAGUUUUAGAGGGGGGAGGGAGCGGGGCGGGGGGGAUUCGUCUAGGGUUUUUUUUAUCGUUUUGUGAUGGCGUCGGAGGAUGUGGUGGGGAAGAGGACGGGGGAGUCGGCGGUGAACACGAUCGUGAACCUGGCGGAGGAGGCGAAGCUCGCGAGGGAGGGCGUGAAGGCCCCCGGCCACGCCGUCCUCAGCAUCUGCAAGUCCCUCGUCGCCGGCGGCGUCGCCGGUGGAGUAUCGCGUACUGCUGUUGCUCCUCUUGAACGGUUGAAAAUCUUGCUCCAGGUCCAAAAUCCUCACAGUAUCAAGUACAAUGGAACAAUUCAAGGUCUUAAGUACAUUUGGAGAACCGAGGGAUUUCGUGGACUUUUCAAGGGCAAUGGCACUAACUGUUUACGAAUUGUCCCCAAUUCGGCUGUCAAGUUCUUUAGCUAUGAACAAGCAUCCAGUGCAAUUUUGUGGCUUUAUCGGCAGCAGCCUGGCAAAGAAGAUGCUGAGCUCACUCCAGUGCUGCGCCUUGGAGCUGGAGCCUGUGCUGGAAUCAUAGCUAUGUCUGCUACAUAUCCCAUGGACAUGGUUCGAGGAAGGAUCACCGUCCAGACUGAGAAGUCGCCUUACCAGUAUCGAGGAAUGCUUCAUGCUUUAGGCAUGAUCUACCGUGAAGAAGGCUUUCGUGCCCUGUACAGAGGCUGGCUUCCAUCAGUUAUAGGAGUUAUCCCAUAUGUUGGCUUAAACUUUGCUGUCUAUGAGUCGUUAAAAGACUGGCUAAUCAAGACCAAGCCAUUUGGUAUUGCUGAGAACUCAGAGCUGAGUGUGGUGACGAGGCUCGCCUGCGGUGCUGCCGCAGGUACUGUGGGUCAGACUGUUGCGUACCCUCUCGAUGUAAUCCGGAGGAGAAUGCAGAUGGUGGGUUGGAAGGAUGCUGCUUCCAUUGUGACGGCCGAAGGGAGGAGUAAAGAGUUACUGGAAUAUACUGGGAUGAUUGAUGCCUUCAGGAAAACCGUGCGUCAUGAGGGCUUCAGAGCAUUAUACAAAGGCCUCAUCCCCAACUCAGUGAAGGUGGUGCCGUCCAUUGCGAUUGCUUUCGUGACGUACGAGGCCGUGAAAGACAUUCUUGGAGUCGAAAUGAGAAUAUCGGACUGAAGUGCAAGGGUUACAAAUUCAACUGUAAUUUUUGCAAGUGGGGGCAGCCAUCAAGUGUUGUUUUCUAGGCGAACAGUUAGUUACCUAAGCUAGGAAAAAUAUGUCCGAGUAUAAAGGCCUCUCUGGCCAGUGUUGAUAUAUUUAUCCAGUACUUAUUUUGCAGCUCGAGAUCUUGAUUAACACCUCAAUGUUGUGGAAAUAAUAAUGUAGUUGCAGGAGCUUUUUGUAAUUUCGUUGGUAAUUUUAAUAAAUUAUUUCCUACGACACAUUUAUUUA